ACAAGCGAAGAAGAUGCGACGACCGUCCUCAAAUAAAAGAUGCUACACCGCGUUUAAUGGCCACUUUUAGUUAAGAGGUCAGCUUAGCCACUGCAACGAUUAUAUAUAAUUGUGUGGCAUGAUUACGCAUAAUUUUGGUAUACGGCGCCUAUAUAACGGCCUUUGUGUAUUUGGCGCAUCUAUAUACUUUAUGAUCUUUCUAACAUAGUUCUUGUUACUGCAGUCUAGAUUCAUAGCUUAUAUUAAUACGAACCGCGAUGUCCACUUUCGUAGCAAAUCCACCAUCAAGUCACAUUUUCGAGUCGCUUGUUCCGUACUACGCAGAGGCAUUGUUGGGCGCUCAAAACAACAACACCGCCGGUGAAGAGAUAAGCCACCCGAACGGUCACAGCGUCACUAACGGCGUCUGGGUUCUGCUGGUUGGAACACUUCUGUGGUCGUAUAUACUACUUGUUAUUUUAGCAAAGAAGCCGAAAUGUGACUGUACAGCGCGCUUGGAUGGCAAAACGGUUGUAAUUACUGGUGCAACGGAUGGAGUCGGGAAGGCAACUGCGUUUGAACUUGCAAGUCGAGGUGCUGAAAUUGUGAUACCGUGUCGUAAUGCUGAGAAAGGUCGUCGUGUGGCACGCGAGAUUGCUGAUAUCACAGGAAACCACAAAAUCCAAGUCGUUUACGUAGAUUUCACAAAUCUCGAAUCUGUUAAAGUUUGCACACAGAUAUUAAAAAAAUCCCUAAAAAAAGUCGACAUUCUUAUCAAUAAUGCAGGUAUUGGAAACGGCGUUGGGACAACUUUGGACGGAUUUCCGCUCGUGUUUGGGGUAAACCACUUGGCGCCAUUUUUGUUCACCACCGAGUUACUCCCAUUACUGAGGAAGGCGCCUACCGCAAGAAUAGUUUGUGUGUCUUCCGUCACUCAUUUGUGGGGAAACAUUAACUUUGAUGAACUCCAAGAUUUGGAUGGCGGAUCUCUUCCAUCUCAAUUCCGGGCUUACUCCAGAAGCAAACUGGCAAACGUACUUUUCGCAAAGCAGCUACACCGGAAUGAAAGUCAGCAUGGCAUCAGCACUUAUAUUGCUCAUCCAGGGUGGACGUUUACAGCAAUAUUCCGCGAUAGUCCUGUAUUGGCAAAACUUUUAUUAUUUCCAUUGCUUUAUUUGUUUCUUUACACACCAGCGCAAGGUGCACAGACACAAAUUCACCUGGCACUUGCGCCAGGAAUCGAGUCGAGUAGCGGAAAUUAUUUCGUUUCCUGCAAACCAGCACGAACUGGGAAAUCUGCUAAGGACAUCGAACUCGCUUCGAAUCUCUGGUCGUACAGUGAGAAGGCCGUAGCAUCCGCGCUUAAUCAGAGCGUAGGAUAUUGUACUUCUAUCUAAUUUUUAGCUUUUACGUUACACUUCAC
Molecule: messenger RNA, 1402 nt
Organism: Ciona intestinalis (vase tunicate)
Lineage: Eukaryota; Metazoa; Chordata; Ascidiacea; Phlebobranchia; Cionidae
Product: retinol dehydrogenase 11-like
Source: RefSeq, a predicted model, not a curated record